Messenger RNA from Drosophila suzukii, 583 nucleotides. RefSeq names its product Odorant-binding protein 56h (gene Obp56h). Gene Ontology annotation, biological process: sensory perception of smell. NCBI's taxonomy places the organism in Eukaryota, Metazoa, Arthropoda, Insecta, Diptera, Drosophilidae. Gene Ontology annotation, molecular function: odorant binding. The record is from RefSeq and is a predicted model, not a curated record.
GAUUCUGAGCAAUUGACCAACACUCGAGGUUUUCAAGUGAAUCCGGAAAAGUUUAAACUAAAGCAAAUUUCAAAAUGAAAUUCACCCUAUUCUGUGGAGCUCUGGCUGUUCUUUUGGCCGUGGGUCAGUGCGAUUCGGACUUCCGGCAGAUGAUGCAGGAGUGCAUGCAGUCCACCCAGGUGACCGAGUCUGACCUCAAGGACUUCAUGGCCAGCGGAAUGCAGAGCAAUGCCAAGGAUAACCUCAAGUGCUACACCAAGUGCCUGAUGGAGAAGCAGGGCCACCUCACCAAUGGCCAGUUCAAUGCCCAGGCUCUGCUCGAUACCCUCAAGAAUAUACCGCAGAUCCAGGAUAGGUUGGAAGAGAUCAGCUCGGGUGUGAAUGCCUGCAAGGACAUCAAGGGCACCAACGAUUGCGACACGGCCUUCAAGGUCACCAUGUGCCUCAAGGAGCACAAGGCCAUGCCAGGACAUCACUAGAGAUGAUGAUGAUAUCGCAAUGGUCCUAAAAAGUUGAUUAGCUGAGUUUGCACAUCUCAGGUAAAUGUUGUGAAAUAAAGUUGUUCAAGUUGCACUAAGGCAAA